Polypterus senegalus (gray bichir) is the source of this 910-nucleotide messenger RNA. RefSeq names its product glutaredoxin 2 (gene glrx2). The record is from RefSeq and is a predicted model, not a curated record. Bases 33 to 566 code for a protein of 177 amino acids. Lineage: Eukaryota; Metazoa; Chordata; Cladistia; Polypteriformes; Polypteridae. The transcript is spliced from 4 exons.
UUACUACAAACCACAGCUCUUUCACUUCCUCCAUGUGUUUUUGUGUCAGAUGCGUUAGGAUUGUUGCUGCUUUUCUGUAUUUAUGUACUGUCCGUUUUUGCUGUGGCCAUGAAUGGACCUUCUCGUUCGUGAUGAUAGUGAACAAAUUUUUCUGUAGUCUUGUUCCAUAUUUUUCUUGCAGAAUGGGGAAUUUUAUGUCAAGUGCACCAGGAACCUUCUCAAAGAAAAAAUCUGCUAGUUUUGUUCAGGAAGUGGUUGAUCAUAACUGCAUUGUGAUAUUUUCUAAAACCACAUGUCCCUACUGUCAUAUGGCAAAGAAUGUAUUUAAUGAAAUUGGCAUUUCAUACAAAGUGAUUGAAUUGGACCAACAUCAAGAUGGAAAGCAGCUUCAGGAGGUUUUAGGCGAAAUGACUGGUGAGAAAACGGUACCAAGAGUGUUUGUAAAUGGAACUUGUAUUGGUGGCGGUUCAGCAACAAAGGAACUUCAUCAAAAGGGAAAACUUUUGCCAUUAAUUGAGCAAUGUGCAAUAUCUUCUAGAGGUGCUUACCAUCCAUCGCCUAACUGACUAGGAAUGUCAGCUAAUUUGCACAUUACAAAUAAUGACUAGGUAUGUGUAAAGUGUAGAAGUUUAUUGAACUUUAAAUUCAGUAUUUUAUAUACUGUAUACUAUAAAUAUACCAUAUAGUCAUACAGUGAGUUUGUGUGUGUGUAUAUAUAUAUACACAUCAUUUGUGUGGUAUAUUUCAUUAUAUGAGAUUUCAUUUUUUCACUCCCACAAAAAAAAAAAAACCUUAAGUGUUUAAAUACGACAGACUAGUGAUGUGUCAAAUAAUUCAGUCAGCUUUAUAAUUUUUUGUGGAAAACUGUUAAAUGUAUUAAAAAGUAAAUAAAUAUGCUAACAGAUAAAAA